AUCACUGAGUAUUUCUAGCGUGCGUAAGGGAAGAAGAAAAUCCCGCAGGAACAGUACUUACCGGUGUCACUGGUUUCGGUUUCCGUUUCCGAUUUGCUUACGAUCGGGCCUUGGUAGAUACCGUUGAUUGGAUUCGCUGUGUUCUGUGGAAGCCAGGCAGCAACACAAUGGAUUUAUAUAACUACUACAUCUGGGAAAAUGCAGAUCCCCGAACACACAAGUGGUUCCUCGCAGGUUCUCCAUUCCCUAUGAUGGGUGUUAUUAUCGUCUACCUCGCUCUGGUAUACUACAUAGUUCCUAAGUACAUGGAACAUCGAGAAGCUUACAAGAUGAAGACAUUCCUAGGAUUUUACAAUUUGUUUCAAGUAGGAUACUGCGUUAUGGUGGUAGUAAAGUGCUUUCAAGCAGGAUGGACGCUGGACUAUUUCUACCGGUGUUACGAAACGGAUUAUUCCAAUCGCCCGAAAGCUGUAAAGAUGGCUGAAGUGACUUGGUAUAUUCUGUUCAUAAAGUUCUUCGAGCUAAUGGAGACAAUUCUAUUCGUUCUACGCAAGAAACAAAAUCAAAUUUCAUUUCUCCACGUUUAUCAUCACAUUAGUACCUUUUUUAUUGCCUACGUAUUCUGCAAAUAUGUUGGAGGCAGCAUGCUAGUGUUCUCGAUAGUAGCCAACUCGGUAGUACACAUCAUAAUGUACGCGUACUACUUCAUAUCAGCAUACGAUGUGGCAAUUUUCAAGUUCUUAGCAGCCAAGGUAAAAAAGUACAUAACCAGUAUUCAGUUGAUUCAAUUCGCGCUGCUAACGACAAACAACCUGUUCGGCUUGCAGCCAAACUGCAACACUUGCAAGCCGUUUCUCGCUAUGUACAUUCCAAACGUGUUUGUUUUAAUCUAUCUUUUUAGAGAUUUUUAUAAAAAAUCCUACGACAAGAAACAAUUCAAGGUCAAGUAGAUCAUCAAGAAAUGCAAUCAAGCUAAUGUCGCCGGGCUGAAGAUAAUCCAGUUGACCCCUAAGGGACCGGAGGUUUCAACGACAAAGAUGAAACUGUGAUAAACGAGAACGUUAGUAAGAUCGUAAUAGGUAUGCGUAAUUAAUUGGGCGCGCCAUCAACAGAGACGCUUGUAAGGAACUAAAAAAAUAGGCACUACAAUUAAAACAGCACGCUUCAAUUGCCUUAAUUAAAUUGAGCAAUAUGAAAACUAUUUUCCUUGAUACCAACUAGAACUUCAGAGACAGGGGUUUGCCAUUAAGUGAUAUUGAAUACAACGAAUGAUAGAUAAAGAUAAUAAAUAGUGAAGCAUGAUUCAGCUUCUGAUCUAA
This is a messenger RNA of Armigeres subalbatus, 1319 nucleotides long. Its product is annotated as elongation of very long chain fatty acids protein 7-like. The transcript is spliced from 7 exons. Gene Ontology annotation, cellular component: endoplasmic reticulum membrane. The coding region runs from base 168 to 950 and encodes 260 amino acids. NCBI's taxonomy places the organism in Eukaryota, Metazoa, Arthropoda, Insecta, Diptera, Culicidae. Gene Ontology annotation, biological process: fatty acid elongation, saturated fatty acid; very long-chain fatty acid biosynthetic process; fatty acid elongation, polyunsaturated fatty acid. Gene Ontology annotation, molecular function: fatty acid elongase activity. The record is from RefSeq and is a predicted model, not a curated record.